AUGGACGGGGACACUCUGGAUCGUGAAUUGGCCUCGCUCGCCGACACUAUCACUGUGAGCAACCCUAUCACUUUUGGGCAAAAGUCUUCAUGGCGUACAGCACAAAAAGAUGCCGAAUUGAUGGCAAACCAUGAAAGCGAAUUUGCUAAGACGCUCCCAAAGAAGUUUGUGCUGACGGAACUUCGCGAUGCCAAAGGCGACUUUGCAGUUGUAGCUAAUGCUGCAAAGAACCCGAUGCAGCCACUACGCCCUAGUUUGCUACUUAACGAAGAUGGCAGUAGAAGCAAAGCCAGUGGUAGUGCAAGUAUCUCGGGCGAUCCUCCACCCAGAGCAGCGUUAAUGACGCCGCCAUCACGCGUACCAAUCGCUAAGCGAAUCCACAUGGACGGUAUCCUACGUGGUGUUCCUGGCAGCACCGAAGCGAUCAGUACCAUUCAGCAGCGAGCUUUUGUGUAUGACAACGAGAUGAGCAACAUGAACCGCGAUAAGGACACAAGUCACCACCGAAAGCGAGAUGCUUAUUCUGAAUAUGUGGAGGCUCGUGCGCGAUUUAGCAAGAUGCACAGCGUGAACUGA
Molecule: messenger RNA, 576 nt
Organism: Phytophthora infestans T30-4
Lineage: Eukaryota; Oomycota; Peronosporomycetes; Peronosporales; Peronosporaceae
Exons: 2
Coding region: 1-576 (191 amino acids)
Source: RefSeq, a predicted model, not a curated record